AUGGAGGCAGCAGAUCCCUUGUCUCUUCCGGGCACCACCACACGGGUCGUCGAGGUCUACAGCGACCUCCCGAGGCCCUUUGCCCUCACAGUGCCCCCCUUCAUCCCCCUCAGUGGCGGAGGCUUUACGAUUGCGAGUCUUGCCAGCGUUGUUGCUGCAGCGUACCAGGUUUACAACGAGCUGCUACCGCAGUGGGGCCGCAGCAGCAGCAGCAGCAGCAGCGGGAAUGACCCCGAGUGCAGCGUGGCAGACGCCUUGGCCCUAGCCCGCAGCAGCAUCUCGGGAUCGGGAUCGGGAUCGGGAUCGAUCCCAGCGUGGGCUGCAUGCGGGUUUCUGCCAGUUGUGCUGCGGGUGGAGUCUUAUGAGCUGGAGCUGACUCCCGUGUCUGCUGCAGAGCGGCAGCGGCUGGUGGACACUUACUUGAAGGAAGCAGCAGCAGCAGCAGCAGCAGCAGCAGGCAGCGAAGCAGCAGCAGCAACGGGGCAGCGCUGGGGCGGCGCCGGCUGGGAAGGCGGGGGCUGCCGCCUCCGCAGCUCAGACAGCGAGCAGCAGGAAGGGGGGACCUCAGAGGCCAGCAGCAGCAGCAGCAGCAGCGGCAGCAACAGCAGCAGCAGCAGCAACGGCAGCAGACAGGCCAAGUGCCUCGGGCCUCAAGAGAACCUGGAAAGGUUGCUGGAGAAGAUAGAGGCGGCUCAGCGCAGCAGCAGCAACAGCAACAACAGCAGCAGCAGCAGCAACGGCAGCAGCAGCAGCAGCAGCAGCGGUCACCGCACCCUCAUGUGGCGCAAGAAGGAGGCCCGGCUAAUUGUCAGCAAAGCGCAUGCGCUGCAGUUCGCCCACUUGUAUUUGCCCCAGAGCAGCAGCUGCGGGAUCGUCUCCUCGCUGGAGCUGGGGGCCCCCCUCCCCUGCUGCUGGAGCCCCUGGGAAGAUAUCUCGCAGGGCCGCGAGCGCUUCUGCAUCAAAGCCAUCAACGAAGUCGACUCCGAGCCGCCCCCCACGGACUUCUGCGAGCUGCCGCGCUACUGCGACGCGCUGCGGGACCCGGUGUCUGGCCGCAUUUACUGCGGCGGAGCCAACGCGGCCUUCGUCAAAACUUUCCGCCCCAUCGCCAGCUGCUCCCCCCACUGCCUCUGCGACCCCGCACUCUGCACCAACAGAUUGCCUGAAGACCUGCAGUUUCGCGUGGCGGUUGCGAAGACGAGACAUGCGGGUUGGGAGUUGAGAACCCUCGAGUUCAUUCCCCGCGGCGCCUUCAUCAUGCAGUACGUAGGCGAAGUCCUCCCACGCGCAGCCAUGGACGGCCGCUCCCGCCAGGCCUCUCGCCGCGGCUUCCACAACUACUGCAUGGAGGCUGUGGGCGAGGAGCGGGACCUCAAUUACGACGCUGCAGCCCCCUGCAUUGACGCUCUUUUUAUUGGAAAUGCGAGUCGCUUUCUAAACCACUCCUGCAACCCGAAUGUGCGCGUGGCCACAAUAUGGCGGGGCCCCGCGCUGCCGCAGGUGGGGGUGUUUGCGCAGAAGGACAUUCCCGCGGGCUGCGCGCUGACUUACGCGUACGGGCCUGGGUACGAAGAAAUGCUGUGUCUUUGUGGGGCCCCAAAUUGCGAAGGGUUUAUUGGGGGGGGAUCGGCCGAUCCCAGCAGGGGAUCGGCCGAUCCCAGCAGCGAGAAGGGCCCCACAGUUUGCGCAGUGAGUGUGGGGCUGCGUGCUGCUGCCCUCAGCAGCCAGAAGCUCAGGGGGCAGGAGGCCGCGGCUUGA
Molecule: messenger RNA, 1758 nt
Organism: Eimeria tenella
Lineage: Eukaryota; Apicomplexa; Conoidasida; Eucoccidiorida; Eimeriidae
Product: SET domain containing protein, putative
Exons: 9
Coding region: 1-1758 (585 amino acids)
Biological process (GO): regulation of DNA-templated transcription
Cellular component (GO): nucleus; chromatin
Molecular function (GO): protein binding; histone H3K36 methyltransferase activity
Source: RefSeq, a predicted model, not a curated record